AUGGACCCGCGGCAACGGUAUCUCGAAGAGCAAAUGCAAAGAACGGAACCGGAAGCAGAGGAAUUGCACCGAAACCUUCACGAACUUAGGACCAAGUAUUCCGAGUUAGAGCAAGCCUUCGAAAUCAAUUUGCAGCUGCAGACCAAACGGGAAAUUGAAUUUAAUCGCAUGAAACACGAGAAAGAAGAGCUUCAAAAAUUUAACGACGGAAUUCUAAAAACGAGAACAGAAUUAAACUCGAGGCUAAUGAAUGCAAUAAUUGAGAGGGAUCGUUGGAAAAACGCAUCUCUUCGACAAAAGGAAUUUAUUAUGAGUAACAAAAUUGAAUGUAGCAACGCAGUGGCUAUGAUUAAACGAGAAUGCGAGAACAUUUUGAAAAUGACACGAGAAACCACAGAGAAACAAUUUCGCGAACUAAUCGAGCUGUACAACGAAGCUAGAGAGAAGGGGACCCGAUUAGAGGGGCAAAUAGAAACGUACCAAAUCUCACAACGCGAGCAUGAGAAUCGAAGUUUCGAACUGGCGAACCUACUCGAAACUUUAAAACGUUUCGACGUGGAUGUCAGUUCGCUCUGUCAACUUGUGGCAGAAGCUCUGAAGAACUUGAUCGAACCAGAAAACUUAUUCGAUGAAAGCAUGAAAAAUCUGAGACAACUCACUUGGACAACGAAAAACAAGAAGGACGAACCAGAACUCGUUUUAUUGAGGAAACAAAAUUUCGUUUUAAAAGAGGUCGUGAAGAAUCUUAAAAAAAAG
Colletes gigas is the source of this 756-nucleotide messenger RNA. RefSeq lists its product as uncharacterized. The record is from RefSeq and is a predicted model, not a curated record. The annotation marks the transcript as partial. Lineage: Eukaryota; Metazoa; Arthropoda; Insecta; Hymenoptera; Colletidae. The transcript is spliced from 5 exons.